UCAUUUGCCUCUGACCUACGACGAUGAUUUAUGACGUGAAUUCUCCGCUUUUCCGUUCCUUUCUCAGCCAGAAAGGAGGCGCCUCCGACAAAAGGAAAACUGAAGAGCAGAGGCCCAAGGAACAGAGGCCAAAAGCAAGUGAUAACAAGCCUGUUAUGAAUGAGUGAGAGCUGCCAGAUGUGAACUUAUUUUAGAUAAUUUGAAAUGUUGUUAAGCAACUCUUUUAAAGAUGUUGAGCACGCAAUUGUCAUUUGAAUAGAUCUAUCUCUUUAAGUUUUUUUGAUCAUUUACUUC
Nicotiana tabacum (common tobacco) is the source of this 294-nucleotide messenger RNA. The record is from RefSeq and is a predicted model, not a curated record. NCBI's taxonomy places the organism in Eukaryota, Viridiplantae, Streptophyta, Magnoliopsida, Solanales, Solanaceae.